Messenger RNA from Postia placenta MAD-698-R-SB12, 876 nucleotides. RefSeq lists its product as hypothetical. The coding region runs from base 1 to 876 and encodes 291 amino acids. Gene Ontology annotation, molecular function: coenzyme A diphosphatase activity. The record is from RefSeq and is a predicted model, not a curated record. Lineage: Eukaryota; Fungi; Basidiomycota; Agaricomycetes; Polyporales; Adustoporiaceae. The transcript has 4 exons.
AUGCUCCGGACGUUCGCCACCACCUCCAUUCCUUCCCCGGCCCCGUUGUCUUCGGGCGUGCGUAUAUCUUUGACCGCCCCCCUCAGUCGUUCUGCUCUGUCCUCCAUCCGCACCGGUCUCGAAUUUGCCUUUUCAGAGCAAGAGAAUGUUUUUGAUCCUGCAGAGACUCAUGCGGCCGUACUCAUCCCGUUCUGCAACGUGAACAACGUCCCAGGAAUUUUGUUCGAAGUACGUGGCAAGCUGAGGACACAUUCGGGCGAGGUUAGCUUCCCGGGUGGGCGAAUGGACGAGGCAUACACUCUGUCAGCUGCGUUGCGUGAGACAGAAGAAGAAAUUGGCAUACCUCGGGACCGAGUUGAGAUCCUAGGCCGUCUAGGUCCCCCUCAAACCUCCCUGAGCGGCUUACGAGUCUGGCCAUAUGCUGGGUUUGUCCAUGCUGAAAGCCGGCCUUCCUCGAUGGCCAGUGGCACUUCGCCCGUGACGUACCCUCCGACGUCAGAGUCCACGGACGAAUUCCCACUUCCUUCACUCUCGCUUGCGGACUUGAGACUUAAUCCCCAAGAAGUCGCGCACGCUUUUCAUUUACCUCUGACAGCACUGGUGUCUCCACCGCGACUACACUCCUACCUUUUUCGUGGUGGACUCCCAUAUUAUGCGGUCAGUGUGGCAGAUAUCGUCGCUGGUCCCGGAGCCGUUCACUCGGAUAGUGAUGCGCCUGUGCACUGGGUAAACGACAUCGCGCAGCGCGACGAGAUCGGCGGUGGACGCGAGGGGCGACUGGAAGUCUGGGGACUGACAGGAUGGUAUCUUUGUGAAAUCAUGCGCAUUCUGGGGGUGUACCGUCCACAUUCUACCGAACGAUCAACUCCCCCGUGA